AAAUAAAUGGUUGACAUUUCUUGCAUAUAUGUUUUCCCUGUAGCUCUCUGAAUUUCAGGUUUCAAAGGCGGUUGCUUUCCCCAGAUCCAAUGUACGGAGUUAGGGCCCUACUCCGUGGUUAGUGCCAAUUCCACUGACCGAGGAUCCUCUUUUUUUCCCUCUUGCCUGAGGCGCCACUCGCCAAUCAGGUGACGGCAAGACCUGAAAAUGGGCGCCGAUGAUCGGAGCUAACAGGCAGAUUGAACCAAUCAAGGGGGUGAGAUUAUUCGAGACUCCAGGACGCUAACCGGGAGCGGAUUAGCCACACCAGUCUCUCAGUCUUGAGUCUUUCUUCCGCCCGGUCUUAAGGACCUCUUACUCACACCAGGUCCGUGGUCUCUUCCCCUUCCCAUUUUUAAAACUCAUUUCUUUUUUCUGUUUGGCCUGGCAGUCAUCCGCCGCAAAGAUGAUGCCUUUAAGACCAUCCAAAAGCGCCAUGCGCGCUAUGCACUACCAGAGGUAUAUGACCUCUGGAAGAAGGUGUUUCACCUCUUCCUCGGUGGCCGCAGCCGUUUCGCCCCACCGCUUUUCUGCUCAGAAACGAUCCCAGAGCACUGCUACAGCUGCUACUACAAAGUCUCGUCCCGCCCCAAGUCCCGCCUUCAACCUGGAACCUCAGCGCAGUGAAAUAUCGCAGUUGCAGAACCGAAAUGUGCCUGAAUUGGAUGAUUCCUUCGUUGGACUCAGUGGUGGAGAAAUUUUCCAUGAGAUGAUGCUCCGUCUCGGCGUCAAACACGUCUUUGGCUACCCCGGUGGCGCCAUUCUUCCCGUGUUCGAUGCUAUCUACAACUCCAAGCACUUCGACUUCGUUCUCCCUCGCCAUGAACAGGGUGCUGGACACAUGGCUGAAGGUUAUGCCCGGGCUUCCGGAAAGCCUGGUGUUGUCCUGGUUACUUCUGGUCCCGGUGCUACUAAUGUCAUUACCCCCAUGCAGGAUGCCCUCUCGGACGGCACGCCGAUGGUUGUUUUCUGCGGUCAGGUCCCGACCAGCGCGAUCGGUACCGAUUCUUUCCAGGAAGCCGACGUUAUCGGUAUCUCAAGAGCUUGCACGAAGUGGAACGUCAUGGUGAAAUCUGUCGCCGAGCUUCCUCGCCGGAUCCAGGAGGCCUUCGAAAUCGCCACCAGUGGUCGUCCUGGUCCCGUCCUGGUCGACCUUCCGAAAGAUAUCACCGCCGGUAUUCUCCGCAAGCCUAUCCCUAUGAACAGCACCAUUCCCUCUCUGCCGAGCGCGGCGAGCAUUGCGGCCCGUGAGUUGAGCAUGAAGCAGCUCGAAAGCACCAUCAGCCGCGUUGCUCGUUUGGUCAAUGUCGCCAAGAAGCCCGUUCUUUACGUCGGUCAGGGUCUUCUCGCUAACCCCGAAGGCCCAAAGCUCCUGAAGGAAUUGGCCGACAAGGCCUGCAUUCCGGUCACCACGACUUUGCAGGGUUUGGGUGGCUUUGACGAGCUGGACUCCAAGGCACUGCAUAUGCUGGGAAUGCACGGAUCGGCCUACGCCAACAUGGCUAUGCAGGAGGCUGAUUUGAUCAUUGCUGUUGGCGCCCGUUUCGAUGACCGUGUCACGGGUAACAUCACAAAGUUCGCCCCUCAGGCUAAGCUUGCUGCGUCCGAGAACCGUGGUGGUAUCGUACACUUUGAGAUCAUGCCUAAGAACAUCAACAAGGUCGUCCAGGCCAACGAGGCCGUCGAGGGCGACUGUGCUGAGAACAUUAGCCAUCUUCUUCCCCAUGUCAACAAGGUAUCGGAGCGUCCCGAGUGGUUCGCCCAGAUCAAUGACUGGAAGGCUCGCUUCCCUUUCUCUCUGUACGAGAAGCAGGCCGCUGAAGGUCCCAUCAAGCCCCAGACUUUGAUUGAGAAGCUCAGCGACCUCACCGCCCACAUGAAGGACCGUACCCUGAUCGCCACUGGUGUCGGUCAACAUCAGAUGUGGGCUGCCCAGCACUUCCGUUGGCGCCAUCCUCGUAGUAUGAUCACCUCUGGUGGUCUGGGUACUAUGGGUUAUGGUCUCCCCGCGGCUAUUGGCGCCAAGGUUGCUUGCCCGGAUGCCCUUGUCGUUGAUAUCGAUGGAGAUGCCUCCUUCAACAUGACCCUCACCGAACUCUCUACUGCUGCUCAAUUCAACAUCGGCGUCAAGGUCCUCCUGCUGAACAACGAGGAACAAGGUAUGGUGACUCAAUGGCAGAACCUCUUCUACGAGGAUCGUUAUUCGCAUACUCACCAGAAGAACCCCGACUUUGUUCCUCUGGCCCAGUCCAUGGGUGUUGCUGCUGAUAAGCUGGUCAACCCUGCUGAGAUGGAGGAGAAGCUGAAGUGGCUGAUUGAGAGCGACGGCCCCGCUCUGCUCGAAGUCAUUACUGACCGUAAGGUGCCUGUGCUCCCCAUGGUGCCCGCUGGCAGUGCCCUGCACGAGUUCCUUGUUUAUGACGAAGCCAAGGAGCAGGAGCGGAAGGCCCUGAUGAGGAAGCGGAAGGUCAUUGUCUAAGUUGACAUGCAUCAUGCCACGACGUGACCAACCGAUCCUGUAAUUGCAAAAUGCCCAUUGACCUUUUCUUAAUCUGUCGA
This is a messenger RNA of Aspergillus pseudotamarii, 2598 nucleotides long. Its product is annotated as acetolactate synthase catalytic subunit. Lineage: Eukaryota; Fungi; Ascomycota; Eurotiomycetes; Eurotiales; Aspergillaceae. Gene Ontology annotation, cellular component: mitochondrion; acetolactate synthase complex. The coding region runs from base 446 to 2518 and encodes 690 amino acids. The record is from RefSeq and is a predicted model, not a curated record. Gene Ontology annotation, molecular function: magnesium ion binding; thiamine pyrophosphate binding; flavin adenine dinucleotide binding. The transcript has 5 exons. Gene Ontology annotation, biological process: L-valine biosynthetic process.